Messenger RNA from Fragaria vesca subsp. vesca, 1120 nucleotides. Its product is annotated as E3 ubiquitin-protein ligase RING1-like. Gene Ontology annotation, cellular component: cytoplasm. Lineage: Eukaryota; Viridiplantae; Streptophyta; Magnoliopsida; Rosales; Rosaceae. The coding region runs from base 438 to 902 and encodes 154 amino acids. Gene Ontology annotation, molecular function: ubiquitin protein ligase activity; zinc ion binding. Gene Ontology annotation, biological process: protein ubiquitination. The record is from RefSeq and is a predicted model, not a curated record. The transcript has 2 exons.
GGGGAAACGUGAGUCUAUCCGACACGUGUGGGAACUAAAAGAAAAAAAUUGUCGAUGAUAAUAGGCUUUUUCUGUUGAAUCCCGAUCUAGUCUGGUCAUAUCUAUUAUCUGUUGAUUCCCGGAUCCAAGUUCUGGUUGGGAUCGUUGUCCGUGAGUGAGAGGGUAUCCUAAUCCUGGUCGAGUUAGAUUAGGGUUGAGGAUUUAAGUAGUAACCCAGCCUGGAAGAUCUUGGAACCCAGAAAAAAGAAGAAGAAGCGAGCGAUCGAGAUGGAAGAGAAAUGUUAUUUCGAGACCAUAGUGAACCAACAUAGAGCACCCCCCCAGCUUCCGGUCGUGGACGGAGGACAAGGUGCUGAUCUCUCUUUAUUUUUUUAAGAUUCAAGCGGCCACGGAAUGCAAAUCGUUAUGCGCGGAAAUUGUAUGAGGCUCUUACAACCAUGGGUGUCCCUGAUGUUGAACAACCAAAAGUUGUUCAAGAGCUCUUCCCGGUGCUUGCGGCGGCUGUUUCCACCAACAGCAUUGAUGCGGCUGUGUUUGACAUGACUGUCAUCUGUGCUCGAUCCGGGGAUGGAGAUGGGGAUGGAGAUGGAGAUGGAGAUGGAGGUGUAGAUGUAUAUGUACCUGAAGAUGUAGUACGGCCCAAAUUGAUUCCUGCAAGUAAUUCAUCGAUUCAGGGUUUGAAGCCGGUGACACUUGAUGAUAAUACUGUUAUCAAAGAAACGUCAGAGUGUUCCAUUUGUUUGGAGGAUUUUGCUGCUGCUGCUUCUGUCGGCAACAUUACUGUGUUGCCCUGCACACACCAUUAUCAUGUACAUUGCAUUGUCCAGUGGAUGGAGAUUAGCCACCUAUGUCCUUUGUGCCGAUAUGCAAUGCCAGUCGAAGAUGAUGAUCACUCCAAUUGAGCGCCUUGAGGUGCUACUACUUGCUGUCUCUCUUCUAAUUAUCUGCUGCAUGUUACUAAUAUUUCAGAUUCAUCUUUUUAUUUAUUUAUAUUGUUUAAGUUGCUUCUUCAGGAGGCGUCUCCGAGCUUCUCGGAGUGACCUUGGUAUUCCAAUUUCAUCUUUUAGUUUUAUUUAAUUUGUAAUAAAAUGCUGGUACAGUUUUUAGUUGCUUGUUCAGG